AGGUGCCUGAGACUCCACGACGACGAGGCAAGGAGGCGCAGUCUUUGGUCGUUCGUCUCCGUGACGCACUUCUCUUGUUAUCUAAGCCCAAUUCCACCAAACAUCAAUCCCAAUCUACUUCCCACAACCUCCUGUUGUACACGUAUAGAUUAAACGAGCAUCCAGCGGCUCUCGACAUGUCGGACGAGCUAGCACCACCCCGCAAGAGUGUAGAGCUGGAGGACCCAGGUGCGAAGGAGCUCGCCGAGUCAAGCGACGAGCACUUCUCCGAUGCGUCUGAAGGCCAGGCUAGACGGUUUACGUUGUCGUCACCAAUCCCAAUAACGCGAGUGGAGCGGGUCGAUGAUACGCCAGCACAUGGCGAAGUGCCGGGAACAGAGGCAUACAACAAACGCACCCAAGAUGCCGUGCCUGACGAGGUCGAGAUUGUGCCAGAAGGCAUGCGAAGCCGCAGUGCGUCACGCGUUAGCGUCAGCGACCGGCCCAUUACGCCAGGAGGAACGCCCAUCCCAAAGACUGUGGUUGAGAAGAUUGAUCCCGACGAGCCCAGCUACGGUGAUGUGCCUGGAACGGAAGCACACCAGCAGCGUCUGGCGGAUGCGGCGCCUGAUGUAGUCAUCAAGGCACCGCAGGAGACGCAGCACAGCAACUCAGGGUCACCAACCUCGCAUGACAGAUCUACAAUAAAUCCGGGUGACGACGCACCCGAAGCAGCACCCAAAGCCAACGGUGUGGUUGAACAACAAGAGGGCAACGACGACGACGACGACUUUGGUGAUGACACAGCAGACGUGGCAGCUGGUGCUGACGAUGAUGACGAUGGGUUUGGGGACUUUGACGAGUUUGAAGAGGGUGGGGAGGGUGACGACGAUUUUGGAGACUUUGACGAUGGGUUUCAGCAAGGCGAGCAAGAGGCAGAGACAUCAUUUGAUAAAGUGCCAGAACAAGCUCCUGUACCUGCCCCUUUGCCAGGUCCUCCCGUCUUGGACUUUGAGCAUCUCACAUCACCUGAAGACAUUACUAGCGCAACACGGCCUUACCUGGAGGAUAUGUAUCCUCUGCCAAGAGACAUACCCAGCAUAUCUACCAAUCCGGAGGAGACACGGUCCAUUUUCUUGUCGGAGCGCAGCCACUCGCUGUGGAGCCAGCUGGUUGCACCGCCACCGCUGCAGCCACCAGACUGGGUACGGUCACGGAUACGACGACUGUUUCUCGUCUCACUGGGCGUGCCCGUAGACCUGGAUGAAAUCCUGCCGGCGUCGAAGCAAAAGAAGCUUAUCCUGCCGUCGAUCCACAUACCUGGAGAGCGUUCGCCCCGCCCUUCGUCUGACGGGCGCAGCAACGGCGGACCACUGGGACGCAUCAGACGCGAGAAUGAGUCGUCGACAUCAGUCGAUUCGUCAAGCUCAAAAGUCGACCGCAAGCGAAAAGGGCCCCCACCACCUCCGGAACUGGACAUUAGCAGUACAACGCAGCUGUGUGCGACGACAGACGCAGCACUCGAGGGCCUGACGGACGACGAGCUGCGGAUGCACAUUGAUCACCUCAAGGCGCUACAGGAACGGGCAAAGGAGGUGUUUGAGUACUGGCAGAAGCGGAUGGAGAGCGCGCUAGGAGACAAGGAUGCAUUUGAGCAGGUGAUUGAGAGUUUGGUGGCCCACGCCAAAAAGCUGCGGUAGUCUUGUCUAAGCAAGUGCAAGUAAGUAAUGUAAGUGCAUAGUUUGGGUGUGACUGCGGGCUUGUCUCUGCGUGUGAUUGUGAUGGACGUGUCUGUUCGUGUUGGCGUUUUGGUUUGGUGGUGACCCCGCAUUGUGGGAUAGCGCGGGUUGGCCAAAGCUGGCUGGCACGCGGCAGGGAUAGUCUGGAAUUUGGUUCUUCUCUUG
Molecule: messenger RNA, 1883 nt
Organism: Bipolaris maydis ATCC 48331
Lineage: Eukaryota; Fungi; Ascomycota; Dothideomycetes; Pleosporales; Pleosporaceae
Source: RefSeq, a predicted model, not a curated record